Penicillium angulare is the source of this 855-nucleotide messenger RNA. Its product is annotated as purine-nucleoside phosphorylase. The transcript is spliced from 6 exons. Lineage: Eukaryota; Fungi; Ascomycota; Eurotiomycetes; Eurotiales; Aspergillaceae. Gene Ontology annotation, molecular function: purine-nucleoside phosphorylase activity. The record is from RefSeq and is a predicted model, not a curated record. Bases 1 to 855 code for a protein of 284 amino acids. Gene Ontology annotation, cellular component: cytoplasm. Gene Ontology annotation, biological process: nucleoside metabolic process.
AUGACUCCACCUGAUUUGUCCAUCUGGGACCAGACCCAGGAAGCGAUAACUUUCCUGACUGAUAGCCUGCCAGAGAGUCUGCGAAAGCCACAAGUUGCAAUCGUUUGUGGUUCCGGCUUAAGUGGACUAGCAGACACUGUCCAAGCAGAUCCUCGAGUAGAAUACGAUUAUGCAUCGAUUCCUCAUUUUCCUCGUCCAACAGUCUCUGGACACGCGGGCAAACUGGUGUUUGGGCUCCUGGGCCAGAAAGUCCCCGCCGUUUUCAUGGUUGGCCGUGCCCAUUACUAUGAAGGCAACUCUAUGGACCAGGUGACCUUUCCUAUCCGGCAUAUCUUUUUGGCUGGACUCGCCGGGGUGCAUCCUUUAAGAGGCCCGAAUGCCGAGGAAUUUGGCGUCCGCUUUCCACCUCUGUCGGAUGCAUAUGACCUUGACUUGCGUCGUCAUGUCCACCAGGCAUGGAAAGAAACCAUACCGUCCCAAAAGACAAGGAAAUUGCAUGAAGGCGUAUACGCCUUCGCGGGAGGCCCAACCUACGAAACAAGGGCUGAAAGCCGAAUGCUUCGCAUACUAGGAGCCGAUGUCGUGGGCAUGUCGACUGUGCCAGAAAUUGUAGUGGCAAGGCACAGUGGCCUUCGUGUGUUGGCAUUCAGUCUGGUCACGAACAAUGCGGUGCUGGAUCCGGUCCCGCGUGGGGACGAGCAAUUGCUCCAAGACAAAAACGCCGGUGAGCUCAAUGCCAUUCUGGAGAAAGGUAAGGCAACACAUGAAGAGGUUUUGGAGGCUGGCCGGACGGCAGCUUUAGAUAUGCAACAACUGGUGACGAAAAUUGUUGUGAAGGCUUUCGGUCAACAAUAA